Macrosiphum euphorbiae (potato aphid) is the source of this 2481-nucleotide messenger RNA. The record is from the annotation of a GenBank genome assembly. Lineage: Eukaryota; Metazoa; Arthropoda; Insecta; Hemiptera; Aphididae.
AUGGACCAAAUGAACAAGGAAACAAAGUAUAUAAUAGGGUUGUUUGAGAAGGAAAAUUCAUAUUCCAUUAUACCUAUCGGUUGGUUGAAAAAAUCAAAAGAUGGAAUUUUAAACUGUUCAUGGCCCAAUGCUAGUCGUGUUACGGCAAUGUCAAUCAUGAAAGGAGGAAAGCCUUCGCAUAAAUGGACCACCCAUCCUGUCAAACUUAUAGAAGAAUUUGAUUCAUAUGAAGCAGCUGCUGCAAAAGAAAUAGAAUUGUUUAUAUCAUCAGGUGCAGAGUCUCAAAGUGAUUCAGACACUGAAAACAAUGAAGUUCAAGAAGAUGAUUAUAAUGCCAGUUUGUAUUAUUUUAUAAAAUUAGUUUUAGAAUUUAAUUCUCUAGGUUCCAGCAGUGAGGAAGAACCUUUACAAAUUAAGAGAAAACAAUCAACUUCUGAACCAAGUAAAAAGUUCAAAAAGCAACUAAUUCCAGACAAAAACAAUGAUUGUAAUAUUAUAUCCUCUGCUGUAAACACAUCAAUUGGCUUGAACACUGGUUCCAAUAUUAUUGGCUCUAGUAACUAUUUACCUGCUGUUUCAAAUUUAAGCUCCACAUUGCUUAAUGGCAUUACUCCUGAAAUGUUUAUUGGGGAUCAUUAUAAUGAUAUGACACUAGGUGAUCAAUAUUCUGGAAAUGCAGAUUCAUUUGAACAACAUCACAUUUCUGUUGGAGGUACAAGUACAGCAAACGAUGUUGGUGUAUUAAAUAUGACUGAGUUGAAUAGGUUUGAGUCAGAUUUUCAAACAAAUAAAAUGGAUGAAAUACUUCAUACAACAAACAUGUAUUUCACUAGAAUGGAUAGAAAGUUAGAUAUUAUUAUAGACUAUAUAAAAAGUAAUCCGAGUGCAAAUGUGAAACCACCUACAUUAGACUCAAAUUUUUUAGACUUAUUUCCUUUGAACGAUUUAGAGUCUCUUAAAUCUUUUAAUGAAUCUUUAAAAAAUGAUGAUGAAAACUUGACUAAAUUGAUAAAUUUAAUUAAAUCUAUUGGCGGCUCUGACACAAAACAUUUUAUCAAGAGAGUACUACAGAAAUUAUUUUCCAAUAAAUUGGCUACACUUUGUUCAUGGACAGGACAAAAAAACAACUAUCGACUCGUCGACCAUCAAAUUAUAAAAGUCAUGAAACAAAUUUCAAAUGAGCUUUAUCAGAAUGAUGAAAAUAUAUUUGAAAUUCAUGUAAAAGAUUGGUUCAGGCAUGGUUCCCAGCGUCAUAAAAAAGAAACUAGUACAGGUUGUAUUCCACGCCAAAAACGAAAAUCCAUUGAAAACAUGUCUAUUCGACAUUUUAAACGGCUUCAAUUAUGUACAAAACAACCAAAAAAAGUAUCCCAAGUAGAAGAGGUAUGUAGUAUUUCAUCUGAUAACUGUUUAAAUUCAGCUAACAUGGAUAAAAUAAUAGAAACAACUGUGGUCGAACUAACUGAAAACUGUAAUAAUAAUACACAACAGCUUAUACCUAAAAUGGAUUUUUGUAAUAAUAAACAAAUUAACUUAUUACUUGAUGAUUUAAGAUACAAAAUAAAUACAGCUGAUACAUUAAAUCCCCAAGUCAAUUCUAAUAAUGAUGAUAGUUCUAGUAUUAAAAAUAAGCUCCAACAGUGGGUUCUAGCUUACAAUGUAAAAAAAAAUAGUGUAAAUAGUUUAUUAAAGAUUUUACGAUCUGAAGGAUUGGAUUUGCCAAAAGAUGUUAGGACUUUGAUGCAUACUCCAAGGUCACAUGAUAUAAUUUGUAUGAACCCUGGAACUUAUAUUCAUUUAGCACACAGUUCUAAACAACAAUUUUGGCCAAUACUUUGUUCAAUUAUAAAUGUACCUUUUCUAUCUAAAUUAGUUUUUGCUAUUGGCUUAUAUUUUAGUACACUUAAAAAACCAGAGUCUAUAGAUGACUUUUUGAAUUUGUUUAUAAAUGAAGCUAUAGAAUUGGUAAAAUAUGGAAUUAAUGUUGAUGAUAAGGUAUUACGUAUAAGUAUUAAACAAUUCAUUUGUGAUUCUCCUGCCAAGGCGUUUUUGCUUAAUGUGAAAGGACAUAAUUCUCGUGUAGGAUGUAAUACAUGUUUAGAGGAAGGUGAAUAUAAAGAACAUAGAAUGGCAUUUUUGGGAGUGAAUGCUGCAUUGCGUACUAACGAAAGUUUUAGAGCAAGGAGUGAUGACGAGUACCAUAAAGGUAAUAGUCCUUUGGAACGUUUGCCGAUUGAUAUGAUUGAAUCCGUACCAAUUGAUUAUAUGCAUGCAGUUUGCUUGGGGGCAAUGAAACGCCUUUUAAAGUUUUGGGUGAGAGUUCCACUAGAAUCAUUUAUAAUUGGCUCAGUCAUUGUUGAUAUUACAUCCCAGUCUAACUUGAAAUGCAUAACCAUUAAUGAUAUUAAGUAUAAAUGUUUUUUUGUUCCUUUAUCAACUAAUAAGGCAGUUGUUAUGUCUUUAAGUCAUAAUAUAUUAUAA